AUGGCACUGCGGACCACCAAAAAACCUGGGGAAGCAGAGCACAGUAAGCUCAAGGCAGAGCAAUGGCGGUCUGCAAUUGAAUUCAACUUACCGGUGACUCUCACAAAACUCUGGGGGACCAAUUGUAUGAAACCUGGUGAUGAAAAUGGAAAACAGAGGCAGAAGUUAGCUCAUAGCACAAUGCUGCUGGUGAUGGCAAUCCAAUGGGGAACAUCGCAUAUGUUUCCCUUUGAGAGGAUCAUCGGAGCCCUGCAGAAGACCAAUAUGAACUACAAGAUUGCUGCAUGCAUCAAGGCAAUGCUUCAAGAACCUGGUGCACCUGAUGUCUUCAACAAAGCAGCUGACAUCCUGCAGCAAUGCUGUGCUCCAUUCACAGAAGAAGCAUUUUGUAUGGACAUCGGCAUCCUGCAGACAGCAACAGAACCUGAUUCCAUGUGUCUCACAUGUUGA
Suillus subaureus is the source of this 450-nucleotide messenger RNA. RefSeq lists its product as uncharacterized. Bases 1 to 450 code for a protein of 149 amino acids. The record is from RefSeq and is a predicted model, not a curated record. The transcript is spliced from 3 exons. Lineage: Eukaryota; Fungi; Basidiomycota; Agaricomycetes; Boletales; Suillaceae.